UGCCUCCAGUUCUCAUAGCCAAGGUACCGACUACUGAGGAAAUAGGCUGGAUCCAAGAAGCCAGACAUUUCCAUGUUCUGGAACCAUCAGACAGGCCAGCCCUUCUUCCGAAUGGAAUCGUCUGGACUUCUGAGCAUCCUCGUGGUAUUCAUGCUCUUUGCGAAUGUUCAGGAAACUGCUCCCUGGCACUCUUUCCGGAAGCAUUGCAUCUCCACUCUUGCCCUAGAGAGGGCAGGUUGCCAGGAGGAGAGGAACAGGGAACAAUUCCUCAGAUGGAAAUGCCCCAGAAUCAGAGAGAACUAUGAAUUCACAGAAAGGGACAUAUGCAAGAAGGACAGCCGGUGCGAGGGCAAUAAGAAGUGUUGUGUCUUCAGCGGUGGAAGAAAGUGUUCAGGCCUCAAACAAGAUGUAUGCAGUCUGCCAAAAGAAAAGGGCCUCUGCAUGGCUUAUUUUCGUCGUUGGUGGUAUAAUAAGGAAAAUAAUACCUGUGACCUCUUCAUCUAUGGUGGCUGCCGUGGAAACAGUAACAACUUCCAAACCAAAGGCAUCUGCCAGAACUUCUGUGGAAGAAAAAGUCUCUUCACACAAGGAUAGAGUCUCUUCAUGCAGAGUCUCUUCACACUCCGGAACAACCACUGGGAUUUGGCUCCUGCUCCCGACUGUGUGCACUUGACUGAUGAUCCAGAUGGGCUUUUACUGCUCCACUCCUAGCACUCCAAGAAAAGUUUGGCUGUUCUCAGCAGUGAACCCUCAGACCUGCCUUCCUUUACUUCAUCCCCACUUCUUGUCGUACAUAAUUUCUUCUGUUUGGAUCUUGCUUCUAUGUAUGCUCACCCCUUCAUCUCCCUCUUCCAGAGUUCCCUGGUUAUCCCUCUGAAGCUUCCAUUUAUUUCCAAUAAAGUACUUGGUUUAGUCCUA
Messenger RNA from Heterocephalus glaber (naked mole-rat), 918 nucleotides. Its product is annotated as eppin. Gene Ontology annotation, molecular function: serine-type endopeptidase inhibitor activity. Gene Ontology annotation, cellular component: extracellular region. NCBI's taxonomy places the organism in Eukaryota, Metazoa, Chordata, Mammalia, Rodentia, Bathyergidae. The record is from RefSeq and is a predicted model, not a curated record. Gene Ontology annotation, biological process: negative regulation of peptidase activity.